AAACAAAGUCUUUUUCCAACGAAAACUAACUUAUAAGGUUCUAUAACAUAAAAAAACUUGCAUGUAACAUAUCUUUUAGCAAUUACUCGUCAAUUUUAUGCCUGUAAUCUUGAUUUUAUAUUUUCUUUAGUUCUACUUCGGCUUCGUUCCUACUCAGAGGGUAAGAACUAUUUACUGAGCAAGUACUACUUGCGGUUCGUAGUCAACUGGCAUGCAUUUUUUUCAUGUUUCGUGUUGCCAUUUUUUAUUUCUAAUUAUUGAACAGUGAACUAUUCUAGUUCCCUUAAACGUUGUGAAAAUUCCCGAUGUCGGUCACAAAAUAUGAAGAGCAACAGGACUAUCCCGACUUGUAUAUCAACGAACACGAGCUUACAGAAGCUACUCGUGAUGGUUUCCGGAAUCUCUUUUUAUCGAAUGAUCCUUCAAAGAAACUACUGUUGUCGGAAAAGCUAAUUCAAAAUCUACAAGAAUUUCAGGCUCAACCAUUAUUACUAGAUAAGGUUAUUGGCGAAUUUCUACCAGAGCUGAAUUCCCGCUUUCUUCAUCCAACAGAGCGACUCAUUUCAUGUAGUUUAUUUUACGAACUCUGUAAAAUCAAGGGCUACAAAACAUUACUCCUGUCUUUUGUUACAGACAUAUCGCUAAUUGAACGUCUCGUUGAUGAACUAUCUAAUGACGAAUGUGAAAGUUGGAAAGUACAUUAUACUUACUUGUUAUGGUUAUCCCAGGUAAUUCAAGCUCCCUUUCCUCUUAAAACACUUGAGCAAAAACCAAACCUUGAAGUACGAGUUCUAAAUUUACUCAUCUCAUUUCUCAAAUUGCCAGGGAAAAACCGUGAUGCUUCUGUCGUCGCUCUAGGGCGCUUUCUUUCACGCUCAGACACUGUUCAGCUUCUUCCACAGUUCAUUCAUUACGCCAUUUCUCUUUUGAAUGGUUCAAAGCAAACAGAUUACUCCAUUCUUGGAUGUUUGGAAACUGUCGCACAGUUUUUAAAAUUCGUUGAACGUUCUGUAUUUUUACCGUUUGAAGAUUUGAUUUUUCGCUUUCUAAGGCUUUAUAAAAAGUUCAUCACCCCAGAAGAUACUUUGUUACAAAAAUUUGCUUGCAAGGCCGCUUAUCGAUUCGCACUAUUGUUGCUUCCUUUAAAGUCUUCAGAACAAUGGCGAUUUAGUAAGUAUGCGCUCUCCAAUUUCGAGCAGUAUCCAGAGGAUAAUAAUGUGGAAGUUCACGAAGACGUGGAAUACUCUGUUGACAUUCUGCUUGACAGUAUUACACAUAAGGAUACUGUUGUUAGGUGGUCUGCUGCUAAGGGUUUAGCCAGAAUUGUUGAAAGGCUUCCCUGGUUUUUUGCUGAACAGGUUAUGGACGCAGUUUUUGAUAUUUUGAUGGAAAAUGCAUUCCGAGAUCCGGUAACGAAUGAAUGGAAUUUAACCGUAACCAACCCGAACAGCUGGCAUGGGGCCGUUUUAUGUUUUUCAGAAUUGGCAUCUCACGGUCUUUUGAAGAAAAGGACGCUCGACAAGCUUGUUCCGCUUAUGCUAUUAUCUCUUGUCUACGAAGUCAGAAACGGAACAAAGGUUUCUGGAAGUAACGUCCGCGACGCCGCUGAUUAUUUUGUGUGGUCUCUGUACCGUGUUUAUACAGAAAAAGAACUUGCAAGCUAUACAGAAGAAUUAGCUAUUCAAGUUGCGCUUACGGCACUUUUUGACCGUGAACUCAAUGUCAGAAGAGCAUCAAGCGCCGCGUUUCAGGAGAUGACCGGUAGAAACACAUGCGUCCCCUAUGGAGUUCACCUAGUUAGUACACUUGGGUUCUAUGCAGUAACAGACAGAACGGCUUGCUUUACAAAAAUAUCUGUUGAAGUUGCACAAUAUGAUUCAUAUUGUUUGCCAAUAAUUAAUAGACUUAUAGAUAAGCUUCAUUAUUGGGAUGCCGAAAUUCGUUCCUUAGCUGUUCAAGCGCUUGCAGCUCUUGCUUGUGUUUACCCGCAUGAAAUCUUGCCAAAAGUUCAAACAUUGAUAGAAAGGUUAUCAACUUCACAAUUGGGCCAUAUUCAUGGUGAUUUAUUGGCUCUAUGUGCCAUUUAUCAGGCAGUAGAAUCCACGAACAAAACUUUGCUUGAGAAAUCAUACACUCAAUUUUUAUACAAUUAUGAACAAUACCUUCCUGUUACGCUAUUUCAUGAAUUUCAAGGAUUUGAGCUCUCUUCAAUUUUACUUUCAUUCAUAAGCUGCGUCUGCAAGAAUGCUGCACCUCCGGACAAUGACUUUUUAGAAAGGAGUUUGUCUCAUUUAUCAGCUGCAAUUUCGCUACAAGAUGAAAUGUUACACUCAAAAAUUGCCGAAACUUUUGCUUUACUUUACCAAUAUGAACAUAUCGCAGUAAAAACUAGCGUAUUUCUGAAGACCCUGAAUACUUCGUCUUUAUUAAGCACACAGCUUUGCUAUGUUUUGAUGUUUGCUGCAGUCAAAUGGAAGGAGUCGCAGUAUUAUGUUCCUGUAUUUCAAGCUUUGAGUACGCUUUAUACUGAUAAAAAAACAUGUAUCGAAUUACAGAAAGAGGUUUCCCUCUUCUGUUAUAAUUCCGUGGAUUAUGUUCUUCAAAAUCUUGAGGAGAACUAUUUGGAUACAUUCGUAUCUCUGGUUUUUAAUUUUGGUAAUAAUUACCAUAUUGAUUCACGCGGUGAUACAGGCUCUUGGGUUCGACAAUACGCAGUUCAAGCAAUUGCGGUCUUGCUUUUGGGCGAUGCAGAAGUGAAGCGACUUAAAGAAAGCCAAAUACGCACUUCCCUCUCAUUACUUGUUCGUCUUCGCUUCGAUCGUAUAGACAAAAUACGAGUUUCAGCUAAUGAUGCUCUUGUGAAUUCACGCAAUCAUUACUUGAUUAAAGGUGACAAGCCACUCUGUGAUGUGCUGGAAAGUUUUUCUUCUACGACAUGGGCUGCCUCAAAUUAUGUUAGCAAGACAACCAUUAAUCUUUUGAAUGUUCCGUCAAUGUUUGACUCGGCCUUUCAUGGCCUUGUUCUGCUUUUAUGUGAUGGGUUCGGAAAUGAAGUCGUUACAUCAGCAUACUCUAACUUUCUUCUGUAUCUCGAUUUGCUUCCUGUCAGUAAAUCUUCUUCAGAAUUUACUGCGCUGGAAGACAUAUUCGACUUUCUUGAACAUUUUAUCUCGAAUGCUGCCACCGAAGUUCCUCUUUGGGUUUCUUCUGUGCGGUUACUCACUUCUUUAUUAGUUCGAGGCUAUUUCCUUAAUUUUAUUUCCCCUAAACGCCUUUUGUUAAUUAGUUUUCAUGCACAGAGGCGUGUUAAGCAAUUUAAGAGUUUCUCGACCUUACAGUAUAUUCUUAGACUUUACCAAUCCACUCUUCUCGUACAGCAUGAAAAAGUGUGGGUGCAAGUGAUGAAAUACAUUACAAACUUACUUGUUCAUCCUAUGCUAAAGCUUCGUCUUCAUGUAGCUGAAUGUCUCCUUUACGGCCUACAGCAACCACAUGCUAUUCCUCUUCCGUCAUCAAUUUAUGAACAGCUCCUCACAACAGAUUGGCUUUCAAAUACUCCUGCUCAUAUUAAGCUGAUUCAAAGUCUGAAGGAUCAGUGGCAGCGGAAAGUAAAGACAUAAGUAGUUUACAGGUGAAAAAGAAGGCUCAUAGAUCACCUAUUCUAAUGUAUAAUGUGUCAAAUAAUUAAGGUUUAAACAGCUUAAGGGUUUUAAAUUUCCAUACCAAGUUCGUUUAAGAAGAUUGGUUCGAGCCGGUCCCUAGAAUCGUUUUCAAGCAUUAAAUGGGGGACUAACUCGUUUAAGUCUUUAAGCGGUUUCACUGCAUCGACAAACAUUUCUUCAUGGUCUAUCGAACAACUAGGAUCCCAAAGAUAACCAUUUGUUUCAAGAAACAGAAAGGAACCGCCUCCAAAUGAAGCUUGUAGGACGGGCUUUGGGUUGUUUGAUUCUUUGCUUUGCACGGAAUUUUCUUCACAAGUCGCUGCUUUACGUAAAAGCACUUUCAGCGAUCCCGUUUUUCUUUCCUUUGACUUCGUGUGCUUUGAAGGUACCCAUUCAUCUGGAGCUUGUCGUUUUUUUUGAUUUUUAGAGCUCACUGCUGGAGACUUGCGAGUUGGUAUACUUUUAGAAUUCGAACAGUAGAAUACAUGAGCAUUUAUUCCUGAUCUGGCGU
Schizosaccharomyces japonicus yFS275 is the source of this 4173-nucleotide messenger RNA. Its product is annotated as tubulin specific chaperone cofactor D. The transcript is spliced from 11 exons. Bases 306 to 3620 code for a protein of 1104 amino acids. The record is from RefSeq and is a predicted model, not a curated record. NCBI's taxonomy places the organism in Eukaryota, Fungi, Ascomycota, Schizosaccharomycetes, Schizosaccharomycetales, Schizosaccharomycetaceae. Gene Ontology annotation, biological process: tubulin complex assembly; post-chaperonin tubulin folding pathway. Gene Ontology annotation, molecular function: beta-tubulin binding; GTPase activator activity.